UGACCCACGUAGCCUCGUGGUCGAAUAAUUCAACGCGGUAUUUAGAUUCUAUGCUGUAUUUAGAUUACAUACGUAAAAUAUCCCAGUCCUCCACUUACACCUAUAUAUAUAUAUGCAUAUCUUCAUUCGUCUCCAACGCCAUUCCCUGCACUUUUCAGGUCAUCUUUCUGCUCACCAUAUAUCCCAAAUCCCAAAGAAAAAGCCCAGUCCUACCUCAUCUCCUAGCUCCAAUUAAGUAAAAAAUGGCAGAUGAACAUUCACUUCCUUUUACACCCAGCAAAAUAUACCAGAGAAGCGACGAAGAGAUUGCCACGUUCAAAGCACUUAGAAAAGAACGAAGUGGCAAGUGUUUCGUUUAUGUCUUUGCUGGUAUAGUCAUCCUGUGCCUCUUCACAUUGGUAUUUGCCUUAAUCGUGUUACGUUUUAGAUUUCCCGACGUGAACUUGAGUUCGGUCGCAGUGAAAAAUCUUAGGUUGUCUAACGUCGGCACUGCAUCAUCGUCUAAUUCUUCGUUUAGUGCCACUUUGGUCGCCGAGGUGACUAUCAAGAACACGAAUUUCGGCCGGUUUAAUUUCGAGAACAGCACGAUGAGUAUGCUGUAUGGAGGCAUGGAUGUUGGCGAUAUUGGAAUAGGCCGUUGGAGUGUUAAAGCCAGAGAGACCCGGAAGAUGAAUGUUGCAGUGGAAGUAAGAUCCAACAGGCUGUCAGAUACCAAGAACCUUAGCAGUGAUAUGAUGUUAGGGAAGUUGAAACUGAACAGCUAUGCCAGGUUGAGUGGUAGAGUGACUUUACUGAAUAUUAUUAAGAAGAGGAAGAUCACAGAAAUGAACUGCACCAUGACUCUUGACUUGACAAGAGGUGCAUUCGAGGAUCUUCAAUGCUAGGAAUGUUAAGGUUUUGUGGGUUUUUUGUACCUAUUUUCUGCAUGAUGUUUGUAUUGAAAUCGAGUUGUUCAUAGCUAGGAGUCCUCUCCUGAUUAAUUGAGCUUCAUGUUGAAGUCAUUAUUUGUUGGAAAACAGUACUACUCCCACCUAUAAAACCCACCGAUUGAUAUAUAUAUAUAUUUUUAAACUUAAUGGUUAAGGAAUUGAUUUUUAACAAA
Messenger RNA from Carya illinoinensis, 1102 nucleotides. RefSeq names its product late embryogenesis abundant protein At1g64065-like. Bases 243 to 884 code for a protein of 213 amino acids. The transcript has a single exon. Lineage: Eukaryota; Viridiplantae; Streptophyta; Magnoliopsida; Fagales; Juglandaceae. The record is from RefSeq and is a predicted model, not a curated record.